Messenger RNA from Filobasidium floriforme, 1734 nucleotides. Its product is annotated as fungal-specific transcription factor domain-containing protein. Lineage: Eukaryota; Fungi; Basidiomycota; Tremellomycetes; Filobasidiales; Filobasidiaceae. The record is from RefSeq and is a predicted model, not a curated record. Gene Ontology annotation, biological process: DNA-templated transcription; positive regulation of transcription from RNA polymerase II promoter by galactose. The coding region runs from base 1 to 1734 and encodes 577 amino acids. Gene Ontology annotation, cellular component: nucleus. The transcript is spliced from 10 exons. Gene Ontology annotation, molecular function: zinc ion binding; RNA polymerase II cis-regulatory region sequence-specific DNA binding; DNA-binding transcription factor activity, RNA polymerase II-specific.
AUGGUCCCUCCACCGCUGCCACAUCAAUUACCGGGCAACCGUAUAGACCCCAAUCUCAACAACGGAUCGGGCUCGGCCUCGGGGCUGCAUUCCCAGCAUCCGAAUGUCCUCCUCGAUCCCCCGGUCCCGAUCCCCAAUUACCUCCACCCGUCCAGUAUUUCCCUCCCCACUCCUCUCCCUUCGAAUACCUCGCUCCCGCUCAACCUUGGCGUCUCCCUCCCGACCACCGCGCCGUCUACAGCACCUCCUUCCCCACGCACAGCCGAAUGGGCUCAGAAUCAGAGCACACACCCCGACCCUCAGAUCGACAAGAACCUAGAUGGAACAGGCUCGUUCACUCGGAAAGGAGGCAGCGGGUCGUCUUACCUGGGACUGUCGAGCGGGGUGACGUUCUUGAACGCGAUUCUAAAGUUGUGCAAGGAGAGAGGAGGGAUCUUUAUCGAUGUGGAGAACACCAUGCCGGGACCGGGAAUGGGCGGUGGACCUGGACCCAUCGAGGGAUCUGGGGAUGGGCCGAAAGGGACGUUGCCGCCAAAGGAAGAGUACAUGCCGUUCGUAGACAGCUACUUUGAAUAUUUCCAUGGGAUCACGCCGAUGGUUCAUGAACCAACGGUCCGGGCGACGUUGACGGGAAAGAUCCCGUUUCCCAAGAACGAUAGUUACCUCGCCUUGAUCUACAUGAUCUUUGCCAUGGGCGCUCUCGAUAGCGUCGCCCAAGAAUCGGACUUUCACGGUCAGACAUACUGCGACAUCGCCCGAGCCAUCCUGAACAAUGAUAUCAUGGAGAGCGGUAGCGUCGAGCUCGUACAGGCUAUCGCUAUCUUGGCGAAUUACUUGCAGAGGAACGACAAGCCGAAUGCAGGGUACCUGUGCCUGGGAGCGGCUGUCAGGAUGGCUAUCGGUAUUGGCCUCCAUGUGCAUGACAAUCACGCCAAGAUGUCACCCCUCGAAGCCGAGAUGCGAAAACGAGUCUGGUGGUCCAUCGCGCUCCUUGAGUCUGGUUGUUCCAAGACCUUUGGCAGGCCCAGUGGUCUCUGUGGUGUCAAUCUAUCACAGAUUCCUCUACCCAGCAACAUUGACGACGAGGACUUGACAUCCUCGUCGGAAAGACUCCCGCCCGGCGUGGCACGCGAGACGCUCUACUCUACCUUGAUAGCGCACAGCAAGCUGGCUCGAGCAACGACGAUCGUGCACACCUCGAUCCUUCAGCUUCAGCCGGCGCCCUCGUUGGAUCAGAUCAAGCAGUACGAUCGCAUGAUUUUGCAGGUCAUCGGGGAGCUGCCAAGCUACAUCACCUACCCCACGGGUCCCGUUCGAAACAACUUCUCGCGGCACGUGUUGCUGUGGAGGCUUCGAGAUUGGCGAGCGACCUUGUUCCGGCCGAUCUUGCUGGCUGCGGCUUUUGACCAAAUCAAGGAGAAGCAUCUGAACCCGGCCAUAGUGGAUGCUAUCUCUAUCUGUCGUUCUUUGGCCGCUGAGAAUUUGAGCGAGAUGGGCGAGUAUAUCAGGGUGGCUCAACUCCGAGGUUCCACUCGGGCCGAAGAGUGGUACUGUAUGUACCUAUCUCAUCAGAGCAGCUUGACCUUGUUGCUUUCGCUGGUUGGCGAGCCGGCACACGUCGAAGCCGAAGCGUGGCGAGGGACCAUUCUCGCCACUGCCACUUGGUUCCGGCAACUCAAAGCGAUGAAGACGGUAUGCUAUGCACCACAAGUCGAGUCUGCAUACCAAGACUGA